Molecule: messenger RNA, 3056 nt
Organism: Pseudo-nitzschia multistriata
Lineage: Eukaryota; Bacillariophyta; Bacillariophyceae; Bacillariales; Bacillariaceae
Source: the annotation of a GenBank genome assembly
GAAAAUCACGUCAUCUGCACGAAAAGAUGCUCCAUCCUCUCUCUUCGAUUCAACUCAAAGACCUGGCACAAACCGAAAGACGAAAAAGAUAGGAACACCCAAUGGAAAUAGUCAUUGUCGAUACAACACUGCCUCACAAGGAUCGAUAGCAACAAUGAAACGACCRAACAGAUAUUGGAUAGCACUGCUUGUGCUGCUAGCCCUUCUACAUGGGACUUUGCCUUUUCUCRUACSGCAGUCACUUAGUCCUGAUGGAUUGGCGAUACAGAGGCUAUCAACAACGUCGUCACUGCACUUCCGGUACAAAAAASCCCAGCUUCUUAAAAAGUCCACAUCAAUCGUUGAGACACCAUUAGGUGUCAGUUCAGGAACAACUGAUAUGGACAAUGAAGACGAYGACGAUUCAUUCCUUGAGUUGACUCCACGAUGCCGCAUUGUCACACGAUCCGGAAGCUGUAUACCGACCGACCCUUCCAUAUUACCGCAGAAUGUUUCUCAAAGUCCUUAUUUGCUUGACAAAUUAGAUACUUACUACCAUGCCAAAGCUAGAAAAGUGGAACAAGAUCUCUCUCCACUUCAAGCACACGAACGUGAACUGAUUGAAGGGAAAAAGUCUACUAAGCAGGUUCGAGGUAGGAUCAUAGUCGAGGAAGAAACUCAAACCGACGACGGUGACGAACGAAAACCUCCUGCACUACGACAAUCUUUGGAAGACUCUGGUUUUGAGCUGCUUUCACAGCGCGAUAUUGACCUCUGCGAAUGCCUGAAUGCUGGGUACUUGCUCAGAUUGUCCCUGCUGCCUGAUGUAAGAGAAUUGGAUCCGAUAAUAUCCAAAGAAUUCUAUCCCGAAAAUUUCCACAGCAAUGGUACUCUAAAGGCAGGCAUUGAUGAYAUGCUUUUUGAUGGUCGCGUCCUGGUAUAUUGGAGAGGAUAUUCACAAGAGGUAACCAAAGGGCGGUUACUCCUCCCCAAACUCAAUUACCUGCAGGCAAACUUGGUUAAACGAGCUGCAGCCUGGGUAAUGAACACGCUUGAUCGGUUCGAAUCCAGUAUUUUUCGAACUGUCCGCACUAAAAGUCGCCAGCUGCGACGAACGUUUCAAACAAGACUGAUGAAGAUUAGCAGCAAACUACAGAUUCCWCAAUUUAAACAAUGGAUAGAAAGCAUGGUCUCGGAUGAGACAAUGCAAGACAGUCAAGUAUCGAUGGCCACUGAUAUGGAUUUCAGUGGACAAGAGAGUAGGUCUAACACAGGAAAGAGAGUCAUGAGCCGGUACGGCGGUUCAAAAACCAUGUCUGUAGAACCUCCUGAUCCAUUGGAUGCUCUGGGCCCUUUCAUAUUGUGUGAGAUCGACUAUAACGGCCAAGAAGGGAACGCAAUGAAUUCAUCAAUGGGCCUCAACGGCACCAUGUACAAUAGCACAAUGGCAUCAUCAAUGAGCAURAAUAAUACUGUGUAUGGUGGUCCGAUAAAUUCGACAAUGAGUCUUAACGGGACCAUGUCAAACUUGGAUGCGUACGAUAGUAAUGCCGUCACAUGUGCAUACGAUGGAAAGGCAUCGGCGCAAAAAGACGGGAAGCUGCCGCGGAUGCAAUUGCUGGAACGCGUCAGCAUUGGUAGUCUCAUUGAUGUCUUCAACAAAGUAGGGAGACGGGGUCUUUUGAACACAAUUUUUGCCAGAUCAGAACUAGUUGAACCAACUUACGAAGAAGUUGUUGUUGUUUGGAGACCUACCAUGAAGUCGAAAAAGAAAAUUGCUCCUCCAAAGGUUGUGAGCGAAUUUGCUGAUAUGUUUGAUAUCGAAGGAUUCGAACAACCGGAGGAAGACAAAUCCGGGCCUCAAUCGGGUGAUCUUGAAGUUCGUUUGUUUGAGCAAGUCCCCAUGUCGAAUCUUCAAGCAGUUUUGCCGAAGUCGAAAUUGGUCUUUAGGCCGGCCGAUGCAUUUUUAUUCGAUACCAUAAGUUUGGCUACCCUUGCCAUUGUUUUGAGUUCAAUUAGGUUCGAAAAUGCCCGACUYGAUUUGCUAGCGUUGGUGUCCGUUACACUGUGGUUGCUUCGAACGGUCUUUCGGUACUCCAAUAAACUGGCACGAUAUGAUCUGCUAGUGAAGACGUUUCUUACUUCUAAGAUAUCUCAACGCAACAGCGGGGCAGUCGAUUACCUCACGUACGAGGCAGCAUCCCAAAGAGCGAUUCGUGCAGCCUUGGUUCACCAAUGGGUACUUCAGCAAUACCAGACAAAAAGAUCGAAACUCACGAUAUCAUUUUUGGAACAGAAUUGCGAAACCCAAGUCAACCGACUCCUUAGAGACGACAAAGAGGUGCAGAUUGACGUGAAGCGAGCACUGCAAGAUCUACAAGAUCUAAAUAUAUUAUCUUUUUCGAAAACCGAUGACCGUGUCCUAUSGGUAAAGAAUUUGGAUUCGAGUACCGACGCAGUCAAAGAACUGUGGGUGGAUUUGCUUGAAAACGAUAAGAAAUYCGGCAAUCCGAUCAAAAGCAACAUGAGUGGAUCGGAUUUAAGGAAGAGAGCCGUUGUCACUGAGCCCGACUUGGACAUACUGGAUAUGUUGGAGGAAAUUGAUGCCGCUGCUGCAAACGUKAAAAAAUUAAGCACGGACGACUGGAGAGAACGGCGAAAAAUAUUGGCGAGCGCCAUCGAAGAAAAGAAGGACGAAAGSAUUGCGAAAGCGAUCGCUGCUCUCGACGAAAAGAAAGARGAAAAUCUUGCAAAAGCAAAGGCUAUUCUCGAAGAAAAGAAAGAAGCAAGUAUUGCGAAAGCGAAGGCMACUCUCGACGAGAAGAAGGUGGAAAGCAUGAAAAAAGCCAAGGCGGCAAAGGACGCCGGCAUUGCGAGGGCCAGGGAAUUCUUGGUAGAUAAGAAACGCAAAAACCAAACGCGUGUCAAGGAACAAGAAUGAUGGCAWGGGGGGAAUGAUUAUUCCGACACUUAGGGYGUGUCGCUAUUACGCUCUUUAAGACGUGUAUUCCGAUGUAUGUGCCAAUAGAAUUGUAGUCUGUUUUAAUUUUACUGUAAAAUAAUAGCUAAUAUUAUCU